This is a messenger RNA of Prunus avium (sweet cherry), 1026 nucleotides long. Lineage: Eukaryota; Viridiplantae; Streptophyta; Magnoliopsida; Rosales; Rosaceae. The record is from RefSeq and is a predicted model, not a curated record.
AUGCAAAAGAAAAACAAUUAUAUGCAGUAUUCUCUUGCAAAGUCAAAUUAUCCUUGGUAUGGUGUCGAUUAUGCUGGUGGUCAAGCUACUGGGAGGUUCACUAAUGGAAGGACCAUUGGGGAUAUAAUAUCUGAAAAGUUUGGGAUUCCAUCACCGCCACCUUAUCUUUCCGUGUCACAAAAUGAUGAUGCACUGCUCGAAGGGAUAUCUUGUCGCCCAGGAAUUCUCAAUGACACUGGACUCUAUUUUAUUCAGAGAUUGUCCUUUGAUGAUCAAAUACAAAAUUUCAACAAGACAAAGGAAGCCAUCAAGGCUAAGAUUGGGGGAGAGGCUGCAGCCAAGCUUUGCAGUGAAGCCGUCUACUUCAUUGGAAUUGGCAGCAAUGAUUAUGUCAACAAUUACUUGCAACCCUUUUUAGCUGAUGGUCAGCAGUACACUUACGAUGAAUUUGUGGAACUAUUAAUCACCACAUUAGAGGGGCAAUUUACGAGGCUCUACCAACUCGGUGCUCGAAAGAUGGUCUUCCAUGGUCGCGGUGAGUUAGUGUCAUUCAUAAAUAAUGCCCCACGAGUUUCGGGGACGCUUGAACCGUGUGGUGCGAGUAUUGCGGCUCGGAUAGAAGUGGUAUCUCCGAGACCUGCGAGCAUUGCGGCUCAGAUUGAAGAGUUAUCUCUGAGACCUGCGAGUAUUGCGGCUCGGAUAGAAGUGGUAUCUCCGAGACCUGCAAGCAUUGUGGCUCAGAUUGAAGAGUUAUCUCUGAGACCUGCGAGUAUUGCGACUCGGAUAGAAGUGAUAUCUCCGAGACCUGCGAGCAUUGCGGCUAAGAGUGAAGAGUUAUCUCUGAGACCUGCGAGUAUUGCGGCUCGGAUAGAAGUGAUAGAAGUGGUAUCCCCGAGAUCAGAGAGCAUUGUGGCUCAGAUUGAAGAGUUAUCUCUGAGACCUGCGAGCAUUGCGACUCGGAUAGAAGUAGUAUCUCCGAGACCUGCGAGGAUGGAAUUGACGGAACAGGAAUGGGGGUACGCCUAG